Messenger RNA from Pyricularia oryzae 70-15, 1707 nucleotides. RefSeq lists its product as uncharacterized. Gene Ontology annotation, molecular function: catalytic activity. The record is from RefSeq and is a predicted model, not a curated record. The transcript has a single exon. Bases 1 to 1707 code for a protein of 568 amino acids. Lineage: Eukaryota; Fungi; Ascomycota; Sordariomycetes; Magnaporthales; Pyriculariaceae.
AUGGCUAGAUCACUGCGCCGCAACAGCUUCGUCCACGACUUUAUCGAUCGACUUCAAAAGGCCCCGAAACCUCUGGAUACCUCCCGUGCCUACGCCUCUGACGAAUUGCCGAGCUAUAACUAUACCGACAGCUUGGAAUUGGGCCGACUAGUGACUACGAGCCGCGUUAGGAGCUUCCGAGUUGGCACCGGUGCCUCAAUCUACACAUCGACCCUCCUUCCCGCCAUCUUGAAAGCCCAUCAUGAAGCAAUCAUUGUAACUUGCUUCUGGGCACCAUCCAAGACACUGGACGCACUCCGAGAGACACUGGAAGCCCUCGCAGCCCACCGUCGCCGAAUUGUCGACGAGGGUGCCGGCAGCCUACCGACCCUCCGAGUUCGCAUCUGUCUGUCGUCGCGCUCGCUGCUGCAGAAACUCCUUCACACGUCUUCCCGAGAUGGCUACAUAUACCCUCCUUCGACCUGGGAGAAGCAGCUUGGUCUGCUCAGCGAGGAGAAGCUCAGGGCGGCCCGGAUUGAGCUACACGUCAAGAGUCUUUUCUUCCUACCCUUCAGUGUCAUGCAUCCCAAGUUUGUCGUGAUUGACCGCCGACGUGCCUUUAUGCCUAGUUGCAAUGUGUCUUGGGAGCCGUGGCUCGAGGGCUGCGUUGAGUUUGAGGGGGAUGCCGUCGAUGCCCUGAUGGCGUUCUACCAGAGGACCUGGGAGCCGGACAUGGAUGUGACCUUGCCGCUACCACUGAUGCAGGAUGAGGACCUAGACGAGGCCAUCUUCAACCCUGCAGUCGAAGCACCGGUUCUUCCCAUGGUCCGCAGCACUGCAUCCUACGCCGUAUCAUUUGUCGCAGGUCACCAACAGGCCUCGCCGCUGGUGGUUGCCGGCGGUCACGAAGCGACGGCCACGCUGGAAAACACGAUACAGACCACCAUCCUGCCAUCUUCCCACCAUAGAAACCCUCGAUUUCGCUUCUUGCCUUGGCAGGCGCACGCACCAGCUCCCGCGACGCCACUCAACACAGCAGUCAUGCAACUGAUGGAUCAUGCCCAAAGACAGAUCUACGUCCAGACUCCAAACGUCACGGCACCGUGCGUGAUAGACGGCCUUCUUGCAGCUCUCCAGCGCGGUGUCCACGUCAGGAUAGUGACUGGUCGCAACAUGAUGAUGAUGGAGCAGAUCGUGACGGCAGGUACCACAACCUCUAGGUGCAUAAGCUCUUUAAUCAGGCGCUACGAAAUCAUGAGAGAGGCGGCGAUGGCUCCUCCUGGCUCGCGCCAUUCGCUGCUGUCUAGCUGGAGUCGACCACCAAGCAGGAAUUAUGGGGCCGGCACCAAUGGAGAACCAAUUCAGACCUUGUCAAGCCUUCCGCCUCCGGUUGGAAGAUUGCAGAUCUCCUAUUUCUGCAGCUUGAACCCAGGGUCCAAGGAAACUGGCAAAGGCAAGGGUGGUCGCCAUGGUCGGAGAAGGCCGUCAGACCUGGAAGAGGUUCUGGACGACGCAGCCGAGGAGCCGGUCUGCCCUCACAUCAAGCUUAUGAUUGUGGAUGGUAGAUAUACGCUGCUCGGGUCCGGCAACAUGGACCGUGCUAGUUUCUACACUAGCCAAGAAUUAGGGGUUCUCUUCCAUGGCGACGCCUUCGCUUCUCCUGUCCAAGGGGUCAUGGAUCGAUGUCUGGAGGGGCGUCUGGAGAAAGUAUACGACUCGGAACGAUGA